UCUCUCCAAAACCCUUGUGCUCGUCGACUCGUCGUCUUGUCCGUGCUCACCUCUUCGCUCCUCUCCAUCUCCCCACCGGCCACCGCCAUGCCUUUCGAUUUCCCAUGGCUCAACAAAGCCGCCUCCACCUCGACCCCAAACCCUAGCCUGAGCAAGCCCAACAAUCCAAACCCCUUCCUCCCCAUCCAGACCCACCUCACCUCCUUCCUAUCCUCCCUCCCCCUCCCACGGGCCAUUGCGCCGCCAUGGGCUCGCAUCCCCUCCCCAUCUUCGUCGGCGGCGCUGCCAGUCGCCGAGAUCGAGGACCGGCUCGCCGGGGUGCCCGUGUACGCCCUCGCUAACUCCGCGCAGGAAUUUAUGCUCGUGUCGAAAACCCACAGGGGCGGGGGAGGGGAUGUGGCCGGCGGUGUGGGCGGAAGCGCGAGGCAUCCACCAGCGCUCGGGAUGCUCUGCUUCCGGAGGGAGGACGCCGAUAUGCUCCUCGCACAAAUGGACGACGAUAUGCGCGCUGGCUCCACCGUGGUACCUGUUGCGCUCAACAAGGUUAUCCAACUGAAGUCUGAUGGUGUGGCAUUUAGAUUUCUUCCUGAUCCUUCUCAGGUGGCUAAUGCAAUUAAGUUGAUGCAAGAUGGAGGGGAAUUUUUGAAUGAGGGAUUUCCAGGAGUUCCUGUUUUCCAGUCAAGGAGCCUUGUUCUGAGGAAUGAUAACAAGAGAUAUCGUCCAGUUUUCUUCAGAAAGGAGGACUUAGACAAGUCACUGCACCGAGCAUCUAGUGACCAGCAAAAUCCUAUCCCUGCUGUUAGGAUUGGUGACACACAGGUUUGUUCUUUGGAGGAUAUCAUCACAUCAAUGAAGGAUAGCUCCUCCUCAAAAUGGGAUGAUGCCGUUUUUGUUCCUCCAGGUUUCGACAUAGCUAUUGGCUCAGAGCCAUCACACCUCAACAAGUAGAUAUUUCUGUACAUUGAGGGUGGUCAGCUGGUUGCCAUUCCCUGCGUUAGCAAUACGUUCCGCAAAGUAGACCAGAAGGUGAACAAACCUCAUCGAAAGUAGACCAGAAAGUAAAUCGAUCGUCAUCCCUUGUUUCUUCUAUGCAUAAUAUCGAAAUUCUGUAUGUACUGUGCGUCGCUCACGAGUUUGGCGUCAGCAACUUUGCAGAGGCAAUGUUUCCCAGGUGUUCACCGUGAAUGAUGUGAAUGGAUCUAGCUAGGCCAGUUGCACAAGACUCCUUUGUGCAGUCAAUUUAAUACUCCCUCCGAUCCAUGUUGUACUAAAUCAGCAACAAUUGAUAAUUAAUAUGGAUAGGAGGGAGUAUAAUGAACAGUAAUUAUGAUAUACAAACUUCUAUCUGAAUAAAUAAUCAUGAAUUCAGGUUUCCUCA
Molecule: messenger RNA, 1378 nt
Organism: Triticum aestivum (bread wheat)
Lineage: Eukaryota; Viridiplantae; Streptophyta; Magnoliopsida; Poales; Poaceae
Product: protein TIC 22-like, chloroplastic
Exons: 8
Coding region: 88-948 (286 amino acids)
Biological process (GO): protein transport
Cellular component (GO): chloroplast
Source: RefSeq, a predicted model, not a curated record